Messenger RNA from Chanos chanos (milkfish), 2550 nucleotides. It is a transcript of the gene fam171a2a, whose product is annotated as family with sequence similarity 171 member A2a. The transcript has 8 exons. Lineage: Eukaryota; Metazoa; Chordata; Actinopteri; Gonorynchiformes; Chanidae. The record is from RefSeq and is a predicted model, not a curated record. The coding region runs from base 1 to 2550 and encodes 849 amino acids.
AUGUUAGCGCUGCGUAUGUCCCGUUUCUUUUUCCUCCUUCUUUUCCUCUGCAAUGUUUGUAGGGCGCUAACAAAAUCUAUACCGGACCAAGGAACAGUUGAGGUGCUGAUAAAAGUCCAAGUCUUUGACAACAGCGACCUCUCACCUUUGAAGGAGGCUUCCGUGCAGGUUUAUGGGAAUCAAACCUCAUUGGCUGUUGGGAAGACCGGCGAGGACGGAGUCGUUACGGUCACGUUCCAGUACCGACCGGGGACCUGGGUCAUCGUGGCUGCAUCGAAGCGGGCCUUCGUCACCAACUCCGCCCCAUGGCAUGCCAGUCGCAUUCCCUUGUAUGCGUCGGUGAGUCUCUACCUGCUGCCUCAGAGACCAGCAACUCUCAUUCUAUACAAUGAUGUAGUACAGUUGCUCCUGGGAUCUCCCGGUGCCAGAAGUCAGCCGUGGGUCCAGAUCCAGAGGAAGGCCAUCCAGCCCGCACUGAAUGCCUCCCACAUCUCCCUGUCUGCCCUGCUGACCCCUGCCAGGAGCCAGUAUGAGAUCGGAGGCUUCCCCUAUCCCCUGGGCCUGGAGAACAACUCCACGGGAUCCAACAGCACUUGGGUGGAGCUCACAGCAGUGGCGGCGGUGUGCGCGCUGCUCUCGGGCCAACAUGGAACCGAAGUCCAGGUGUCGGAUCCCAUACACAUUUCUGUCCCCCUGCCCUCCGACUCCCCCCUGAAGACAGCCACCAGCGUCCCUGUGUGGAGGUUUGAGGACAGGGCAGGUCUAUGGGUCAAGAGUGGAGCUGGCUACAUAAGAAAAGAAGGAACACAGAUGACCUGGAGUUUUGUAGCCCCACAUUUAGGGUACUGGCUUGCAGCAUUUCCAUCGACUUCAGGUACAGUCCUUAACCCCUCUGGCCUGAGGGACAUCACCACCUAUCACACCAUUUUCCUUCUGACCAUCCUGGGAUCAAUGGCCUUGCUGGUGCUCAUUCUGCUCUGUCUAUUGCUGUACUACUGCAGGAGGAGAUGUCUGAAACCCCGACAACAACAUCGCAAACUGCAUUUAGCUACAACGUUGGACAGCUCCAAGAGAGACCAGGGUACCUCGACCUCACAGCUCAAUCUCAUCAGCGGGGGUCACAUGGAAAGGGCCUCUUCGACCGGCGAUGCUGAUGGCAUCAGAUCUGACAUUUCUUCCACAAGGGACCUCCAUAGUUCUCGAGAGGAAUUCUUCAGGCCCGCAUCAGCUCAGAGGCUGCGCAGUUCCAAGAUGAAUGCAGACGCAAACAUGAGAUAUGGCGAAAGCUUUCCCAUGAAGGUAGCACGAUCCACCAACACGAACCUGGACCCACUGCUGCAGGACGAUUAUGCUCGGGGCUACAGUUCUGCAGAAGACUCUGAGGAUCGUCGACACCAGCACCGACACGCCAAGGACAACCAGGGUUACUCCUCUGACCCCCCUUCGCCACCAGCUCUGCUGCCACCGUUUGCUGGUCACUACCAGGACCACAGACGAGACGGAAAACCUCCAGAAUACACAGCAUCCCAACCCGGCGACCAUCUGAGCCAGUCCAGCACCCUGAAUGCACAGCCUGGCCAGCUUAUCUUUUGUCACUCAAUGGAACAGAUGAAAGAGAGCAUGUACCACAGUGUGGUACCCACACUGGUCAUCCCAGCCCAUUACAUGCGCCUCUCAUCAGACCUGUCAGCCAUGGAGCAAGCUAUCGAGAGGCAACAGCAGUUGCAGCACGACAUGGAGGGCAUUCAGGUGAGUCUGACCCUUCCACGUCAGCAAGGACACCAGCAACACAAGCAGCAACAACAGCAGCAGCAACAGGCCAAGCAGCAAGCAGAAGAGGAGGAGACAAGUCAGCAAGGAGACAGUUCUGAGGAGCACAGUUGGACCUCUGACCCUUCUUCUGGCCCGGUCCGCAUCCCAGUCCUGUUCAACGACACGACCAUGCCUCAGAUGAAUGGGGAGUUGCAGGCCUUGACAGAGAAGAAACUGUUGGAGCUUGGGGUGAAGCCACAUCCUCGCGCUUGGUUUGUAUCUUUGGACGGUCGCUCCAACUCCCUUGUCAGGCAUUCGUACAUCGAGCUGGGAAACGAAGCAUUGCGAGCCCCUGUUGGGACAAGCGGUUUCAGCCACGACCUUCGAACAGACUUGCAUGAGCCUAGGUCCACCCAACAGAAAGGAAAGGAGGAGCAUAAGGGGAAAGAAGGCAGCGAGAGAAAGACACAUGGGAAGGUUUACUCCAAGCUUCCAGUCAUUGAUACAACUGAACCCAGCAGCAGCAGUGAGAGUCAUGCAACCAUGUAUUCACCUGAGGAUAAUUCGCUUGCACCGUUACUGGAUGAGGUCCCUCAAUCCAAAGGGGGAACGUUCCCACGCCGAGGUCGCAGUCGGGACAACAGCGCUCGCAGCAGCACAAGUGAACCUCACAGGGACUCGCUGACCAGUCCGGAUGAUGAGAACGGCCCAGACGAUAAGGACGAAGAGGGCGAGAACAAAAAGAGCCCUUGGCAGAAACGUGAGGAGAGACCCCUCAUGGUGUUCAAUGUCAAGUAA